AUGGCUUCUUCACUGUCCAACUUAAAAACACCACUUUACUUUCAGUGUUUCCGAAACCCUUUCUCUUUCCGCUCUAGUUCUCGAUUCAUUCCAUCACUUUCCAAUAAGCCAUGGCUGUUUCAUUCUAGUUUCUCUUCCCUCAAAGCUGCUUCUGGUUCUGCUGACAAUUUCCUCCAAAAGCCUGUUCCUUCUCAAGGGAAAGGAAUUACUCAGGAACAGAGUUCUUGCUAUGAUGAACAAGAGGAGCAAAAUCAUAGUACUCAAGAUGAAGUUAAGUGGAUUGAUUGGGAAGAUCGGAUUUUAGAAGAUACGGUUCCUUUGGUUGGAUUUGUUAGAAUGAUUCUUCAUUCUGGAAUGUAUGAAAACGGAGAUAGAAUAAAUUCAGAGCAUGAGAAAACUAUUGUUGAGAAGUUACUUCAAUAUCAUCCAAAUUCUGACAAAAAGAUUGGUUGUGGAAUCGACUAUAUAACGAUUGGAUAUCAUCCUGAUUAUGAUAGCUCUAGGUGCAUGUUCAUAGUGCGAACAGAUGGAGAGAUGAUUGAUUUUUCAUAUUGGAAAUGCAUAAAGGGUUUGAUCAGAAAGAACUAUCCAUUAUAUGCAGACAGUUUCAUUCUCAGGCACUUCAGAAACCGGAGUCGUGGUUUCUCAAGUUAA
Messenger RNA from Vicia faba (fava bean), 654 nucleotides. Lineage: Eukaryota; Viridiplantae; Streptophyta; Magnoliopsida; Fabales; Fabaceae. The record is from the annotation of a GenBank genome assembly.